Molecule: messenger RNA, 1405 nt
Organism: Hypoxylon trugodes
Lineage: Eukaryota; Fungi; Ascomycota; Sordariomycetes; Xylariales; Hypoxylaceae
Exons: 1
Coding region: 288-1187 (299 amino acids)
Source: RefSeq, a predicted model, not a curated record
CAGACUGAAGACAUAUCGUCUCCUUGGUGAAGGCCAUCCAGUCCUAGAAGCUAUUGAAACCAACGACAUUUUGAGCCUUCAAAGCAUGCUCUCACAAAAGCUCGUUUCGCCCUCGGAUCAAACCCCGUCGGGUGAAUCACUGUUCCAUGUGAGUUACCGGUUUUCAUGAUACAGGAGAUACGAGCUUAAGCUAAAGGAAAGUCAGCUUGCUAUAUUGUAUGGCCAUUUGGAUGCUUGCAAAGCGCUAGUGCAGAGUGGUGCAGAUAUCAACGCGCUCGAUAUGUAAUAUGCCCCGAUCAGUUACCCCUAUACCAUCAAAAUGCACUAACCAGCAAGUUUCUAGAUUUGGCUUCGGUUCUAUAGACAUUGCCGUUUGCGCACCGUACCUCUACGACCAUCGAGAACGCCUCGACAUAUUCCGCUAUCUCCUAAGUUUACCCGGCAUCGAGGUCGAGAGUCUGUGGUCAAACGAAUUCUUAAUUCGAAUGGUGUCGUCCGCGAUAGCCGACGGGCAUCUCGAGAUCGAGCCCGAGUGUAUCGAUGAGUUUCUACAAGACUGGGCAUCUGCAUGCCGUUCGGUGGAUUUUGAUUUCAAUAUUCCCGGUGAAGCUACUUUUUCAACCUCUAUUCUAGAGAAAUUCUCACGGCCCGAUCCUCUUCCACAGGAGGGUAAUAAAAGGCACUUUUAUCUUACGACAGCGUUCGAUUCGAUCGUACGGAAUCGAAUUGGGGUCGACAAGAUCGUAAGUGUGUAUGCUGCACAAGCCGCAUCUUGGAUAAGAUUCAGGCUCGAUAGAGCUUAUAAUGAUUCACUCGUAACUAGUGAGGCUUCAUCUGCACGGGCCGUCUUUUAUCGAGGCUAUUACGUGGAGCCCACUGUAGCAAGCAGUGUAAUCUUCUUAGAGAAUGUCAUAUCAAAAGGAAUUCUCGAGCGUCCGGAUUGUAUCUUUGAUAGGGAUGAUGGCAUAACGAUAUCCGAUUGGUUUUAUUUUUCUAAUUGGCGAAGUAUAUGGGAAGGGAUACUAGAAGACCAUGGAUUUGAUCUAGAUUGGGUAUAUGAAGAAGACGAUAGACGAAAACGUAUGAGUACAGGCGAAUCCUCAGCCCAUCAAAUUGGCACUGAAGUAGAUGCCUUCAGGGGAAUAGAGAUAAGGCAGCGAAGGGGUUAUGAUAGGCUCGACGAGUAAAAUAGCUAUAAUAAUGGGAAGAAUGACUCAUAGAUAAGGUAGACAGGUCGUGUUCAACAUAUCAUAGAUUUAGCCAUUCGCUCAGAAAUAAUCAAAUUCAACUUGAAAUUCAGACUCAGCGCUUCUCACUGGAAAACGCUAUUAAACCACCAAUAAAUUCACCACGUAACCCAAUCCCUGAGAACGCACAGGUAAUUAUACAAGGCCCGGCCGCCUGG